Messenger RNA from Knipowitschia caucasica, 2811 nucleotides. The record is from the annotation of a GenBank genome assembly. NCBI's taxonomy places the organism in Eukaryota, Metazoa, Chordata, Actinopteri, Gobiiformes, Gobiidae.
AUGUUUGAUGUGGCUUCUCCCGCAGGGUUUCCCAGUGUGGAUGACAUGGCCACUGCGUCACUGAGAGCAGAGUCCAGCCACAGCCUCAGAGGAACCUCGCAGCUCCAUGCCACCGUUUCCUGUGCCAAAAUCAAGAGGAAGAAGAGUCUGUUUGGGGCGGCCAUUUACGUCGAAGCAUCGGCAGAUGGAGAGUCUCGACGAACCGCCAAAUCCCACAGCUCAUCCAGCCCCAAGUGGGACGAGCGACUCACACUGAAUGUAACGCCGCUCUCCCAUCUGGAUUUCAAAGUAUGGAGCCACAACACACUGAAGGCAGACGCUCUCCUGGGGAAAGCCUCGUUGGACUUGAUGCAGGCGCUGGAGCAACACGACCGAAAGUUGGACAAUGUGAAGGAGGUUCUGAAGCUGAGUGUGGAUCAGAAAGGAUCCGUGGUUCAGACCGGAGAGUUGACGGUGUUCCUGGACGGACUGGUGCUUUCUGAGCAGAACGAGCUGGCUCCUCUCACCAACGGCAACGCGGCCAAUGGCAAAGUCCAACAAAACGGAGAUGCGAUUCAUGAAAAUGGAGAGUCCUCAUCCUCACGGGCUGCGAACAGUGUAAUGAAUGGCACGGAGCUGGGGGUCCGAUCCGGCUCCUUCUCCACCUCCAACAGUGUGGACAGUGGGGCUCCGUCCAGCUCCUGUAGCCCCGCUCUGGGCCAUGUGCUGAACGGAGACUCAUCCCACAGAAACACCCCCACCCACCAGCCCUCCGACAGCGACACAGACAGCAGGACCGUAAACGGUGAAUCAUGUGACGCUGCCCCUGGGUCGUCCUGUCCAAACACUGAAGCUCCUCCCGUCUCAGAGAACUGCUCUUCAGACCCUGUGCCACCGGGAGGCGCCACAAAUGGCACAUCCCCCACCCCCACUCACAACUCUUCUUCUACUGCUGAUUCCGUUGUGAACCCCUCCACCUCCACAGCAGCAGGAGGCGCUACCACCACCACCACCACCUCACCCAGUUCUUCACCAGCGAUCGGAGAAAACAACACAACGGCGACGGACGCAGCGAAGCCCAGACAACAGGCAGCGAAUGCAGGAGGAGCCGACCCUCUGCCCCCAGGGUGGGAGCAGAGGAAGGACCCUCACGGCAGGACGUACUAUGUGGAUCAUAACACGAGGACAACGACGUGGGAGCGACCACAGCCACUGCCUCCUGGGUGGGAGCGGCGCGUGGACGAUCGGGGAAGAAUCUACUACGUGGAUCACAACACACGCACCACGACCUGGCAGCGCCCCACCAUGGAGUCUGUGCGCAACUUUGAGCAGUGGCAGAGUCAGCGCAGCCAGCUGCAGGGAGCCAUGCACCAGUUCAACCAGAGAUACCUCUACUCUGCGUCCAUGAUGUCUGCAGAGAAUGAUCCACUGGGCCCUCUACCUCCAGGAUGGGAGAGACGCGUAGACUCCAAUGACCGUGUCUACUUUGUGAACCACAACACCAAGACGACGCAGUGGGAGGAUCCCCGAACACAAGGGCUGCAGAACGAAGACCCGCUUCCAGAGGGUUGGGAAAUCCGUUACACCAGGGAGGGGGUGCGAUACUUUGUGGACCACAACACGCGGACCACCACCUUCAGUGACCCCCGCACCGGGAAGUCGUCUGUCACCAAAGGACCUCAGAUCGCCUACGAGCGAAGUUUCAGGUGGAAACUCGCUCACUUCAGAUACUUGUGCCAGUCCAACGCUCUCCCGAGCCACGUCAAGAUCACCGUCUCCAGACAGACGUUAUUCGAGGACUCGUUCCAACAAAUUAUGGCACUGAAGCCGUACGACUUAAGGCGGCGGCUGUAUGUCAUCUUUCGAGGAGAAGAAGGGCUGGACUACGGAGGACUCGCUCGGGAGUGGUUCUUCCUGUUGUCCCACGAGGUCCUGAACCCAAUGUACUGUUUGUUUGAAUACGCCGGGAAGAGCAACUACUGUCUGCAGAUAAACCCGGCCUCCGCCAUCAACCCGGACCACCUCUCCUACUUCUGCUUCAUAGGACGCUUCAUCGCUAUGGCACUUUUUCAUGGGAAGUUCAUUGACACUGGUUUCUCGUUGCCUUUUUACAAACGAAUGCUCAACAAAAAACUCAUCCUCAAAGACCUGGAGUCCAUCGACCCGGAAUUCUACAACUCCCUCAUCUGGAUCAGAGACAACAACAUUGAGGAGUGUGGGCUGGAAAUGUACUUCUCUGUGGACAUGGAAAUUCUGGGGAAAAUCACAUCCCACGACCUCAAACCUGACGGAGCCAACAUCCUGGUGACUGAAGAGAAUAAGGAAGAGUAUAUCAGCUUGAUGGCAGAGUGGAGGUUUUCUCGCGGCGUGGAGGGACAGACUAAAGCCUUUUUAGACGGUUUCAACGAAGUGGUUCCUCUGCAGUGGCUUCAGUACUUUGACGAGAAAGAGCUGGAGGUGAUGCUGUGUGGGAUGCAGGAGGUGGAUCUUCAGGACUGGCAGAGAAACACUGUGUAUCGACAUUACACCAGGAACAGCAAACAGAUCAUAUGGUUCUGGCAGUUGGUGAAAGAAGUGGACAAUGAGGUUCGUCUGCGGCUGAUGCAGUUCGUCACAGGGACCUGCAGGUUACCGCUCGGAGGCUUCGCUGAACUCAUGGGAAGUAACGGGCCUCAGAAAUUCUGCAUUGAGAAAGUGGGGAAAGACACGUGGCUUCCCAGGAGCCACACCUGUUUUAAUCGCCUGGACUUGCCGCCGUAUAAAAGCUACGAGCAGCUGAAGGAGAAGCUUCUUUUCGCCAUUGAGGAAACGGAGGGAUUCGGCCAAGAGUGA